GCUCUACAGGACAUUCAAGGACAGCAAGUACCUGUACAUGCUGAUGGAAGCUUGUCUAGGUGGAGAGCUCUGGACAAUUCUCAGGGACAGAGGUUCAUUUGAAGAUUCCACCACCAGGUUUUACACAGCAUGUGUGGUCGAAGCUUUUGCCUAUUUGCAUUCCAAAGGGAUCAUUUAUAGGGACCUCAAGCCAGAAAACCUCAUUCUGGAUCAUCGAGGUUAUGCCAAACUGGUUGAUUUUGGCUUUGCAAAGAAAAUAGGAUUUGGAAAGAAAACAUGGACUUUUUGUGGAACCCCAGAGUAUGUAGCCCCUGAGAUCAUCCUGAACAAAGGUCAUGACAUUUCAGCAGACUACUGGUCACUGGGAAUCCUAAUGUAUGAGCUCCUGACUGGCAGUCCACCUUUCUCAGGCCCAGACCCCAUGAAGACCUAUAACAUCAUAUUAAGGGGAAUAGACAUGAUUGAAUUUCCAAAGAAGAUUGCCAAAAAUGCUGCUAACUUAAUUAAAAAACUAUGCAGGGACAAUCCAUCAGAAAGAUUAGGGAACUUGAAAAAUGGUGUGAAAGAUAUCCAAAAGCACAAAUGGUUUGAAGGCUUUAACUGGGAAGGGUUACGAAAAGGGACACUGACACCUCCUAUAAUACCAAGUGUCGCAUCUCCAACGGACACAAGCAAUUUUGACAGCUUCCCAGAGGACAGUGACGAGCCACCCCCUGAUGACAACUCAGGAUGGGACAUAGAUUUUUAAUGUCUUUCUCUUACCUGCUUCUGCCUUGCUGAAGACAGCUUUCCUGGGCCGUGGCUGCCAGCGAAACCGGAGGAACGGGAUUGGGGAGGAUUAGUGCUCGGGGUCACCAUGAUGCCUUGAUUGAUGCUGCUACAAGUAACUACAGUGGCAUUAGGACUUCUUGCUUAGAUGACAAUAGUGCUCUUCAUGUUUUCUGUUCGAACACAAACUAGCAGUUGACAUGGUGGUCCUGAUGCAAAGCCUUUCACCGGUAAAGAGCUCUGUUUUCUCUCACUGCAGUGAUCUUGCUAUGCUCUUAAUUAUCCAA
Messenger RNA from Acanthisitta chloris (rifleman), 1055 nucleotides. It is a transcript of the gene PRKG1, whose product is annotated as protein kinase, cGMP-dependent, type I. Gene Ontology annotation, molecular function: ATP binding; cGMP-dependent protein kinase activity. The record is from RefSeq and is a predicted model, not a curated record. The transcript is spliced from 7 exons. NCBI's taxonomy places the organism in Eukaryota, Metazoa, Chordata, Aves, Passeriformes, Acanthisittidae. The annotation marks the transcript as partial. Gene Ontology annotation, biological process: protein phosphorylation.